GCGUGACGUGGCUGUGUGCGUUGUGUGCAGCGUGCAGCCAGCUCGUUAGCCGAGGAAGUGCUGCUUCUCCGUGCUCAGCAGUCGCUGUUUGACUGCUCACGCUGCAUUUCUGCUGCUGCUUCAGAGUCGUUAUGUGCGUGCCAUUGAGUCCGUGUCCUCGCACGGCCUCAGCUGCCUGCUUGCCAUUUCGGCCCCAAUCCCUGGGAGAACAUCCUGGCAAUUCCUACACUUCAAGCAUCGUCCAGUGUCUCAGGUUUAGUGCUCACGCCUCAGCAGAAACAGCUCUGAAAGUGAUGAUUUGCUCAACGCUGCUCUCUAUCCGUUGAUCUUGGUGCUGUCAGCAUCUUCCAAAGUUUAUUUGGAGUCAAAGUUUAUCAUCACAGUCGAUAGCUAGCAUUUUGCCAACUCAGCUCGGAUCUGUGGUCUCUCCUGCUCUGUCGUGCAUGCCACGUGUUAGAUUUGCAGAUUCGCGUUUGUCACCUUUAGCAAAGAAAAUCCCACUUCUUGCGUUCCUCAGAGCUGAGCCUGGGCAAGGAUUGCCUCACACUGGAGGGUUUGUCAUGACCGUGCCAGCUCAGGGUGCAGGCUCACCCACAGACGGCUGUGCUAGACCCUAAUGGCAGUACAAAGCAAAUGAAGACAUCCUCUACGCUAAUCUUAGAGACUAUAAAUCCUUCAGAUACAGCCCGUAUCUGAAUUGAACAGAGGUUAAAAAGAAGCACUGAGCUCUGUGGCACUCACUCUUAUCACCUACUCUAGCAUAUGAGAUCAGCAGUCCUUCCAGUGCAAGAUCAAGUCCAAAUAAAGCACGGGACAGCCUUUAUUCUCUCGAAAUGCCAGUUUCCACUUCCUGCUUUGCACACACCUAAAUAGUUUGGAGCAACCGCGUUGCUGCAUAUUAAGUCUCUGAUAAAUAACAAUUAGUUGCAACAGCUGAGAAUUAAAAAACUCCUUCCCCCUAAGAAAUAGUCUGUAUUAGUCAAGAGAAAGUGUCAGUGAAAACUGUAGCACAGUGUCAAUAUAGAAAUGAAGCAACAGCAAAAGAGACGAAAUGAUAUGAGGCUGGGAGGGGAGUUAGGAAUAUUCCUUCCAGAAAAGGCUGCUUGAUAAAAAUAUAAUGGUGCAAGAAAUCAGGCAGUGACAACAAGGCACUGCCAGUACUCGUGCUUGCAGAUCUCUCUGCAGUUCUAACUCCUCCCAGCUUGAGAUGCUGCUUACAAAACAGCAGCGUAUAUUGCUUCACCAGUGAGUGGCUGUAUGGUGCUAACUCUGAGGGGAAGUGGUCCUUAUUUUUCCUUCUGUGGAAAGAGAAACGUGGUAAGUUAUGUCAAGUAACACCCUGGUUGCACAGAGCUUAGUUUAUAAUAGGACACUGUACAGCGUCCUAUUAUAAACUAGGCUGUAGUAGUAUAGAUUGGGGCCACAUCUGCAUAAUAAAGACAAUGCUCCUGCAAGUUACAUCUUGCAAUACUGUAAUUACAGACUUUAUGGUCGGUAAGCAUAUUUAAACACAACUGAGGCCAACCGCAUUCUAACCUAUUUGCAUUCAUCCUCACAGAUAGAACCAAUACCUGUAACUGUUUGCUGGAGAGACACCUGGUGCAGUUUUUACUUUUAGUGAGACAUGACGAAAACUGCACUGCUGGUUUUUUGCCAGACUCCCCUGUAACUCACAUACGUUUAACAAAUACACCUUUGACCCAUUCAGUUGCACCGGCAUUAGCUCCUUUGUGCUCAGAACAUGAGUUAGUGCAUGGUAGAAGCUACUUAUCGUUAGGGUAUGGCUCUUUUUUAUUCUCAGAUGGAGCCAUUCACUCUUGAUGCAAAAUUCUCACCUGCAGAGAUGUAUUCUGAACGCUUAACCGAGUGGCAGCAUGUGCAUAUGCACAGGGAGCAGUGCCAGUGCUAACAGUGACAUGGUCCUGGCUUCACAUGACUUGUCUGGGAGGGGACAGCCAACUCCUGCUUGGAAACACCCUGACGCCUGUGCCUAAACCCUCAUAAAGUUUCCACAGCAGUAGUGGAAGGUGAGGAGUUGUACUCUGGGCUCUGUGCAGACACAAAGGACCUCUCCUAGGCUACAAGCAGCAGGAGGUGAGCCAAGAGACAGAGCUCAAAGGUAUCGCGGCUUGAAAAUACACGAUUGAAACUGAAGAAAUAACUGAAAGGCAAUGCCGUAUGUAUGUUUAAAAUACAAUUGUAGGCUUUUCUAGGAACUGUAGUUGCCUUCUGAGCUAUGCAGAGCCUGGCACGAUAGGAGACCCACCAGACACGACAUCUAGUCCUGUAUCUGACUGCACAGCGUGGCUGAUGUGCAGCUUUUGUGGGGAGCAGUUGAUGUUAAGCAUUUUAAAACAUGACUUGGACAAACUAGCGUUUCUGAUAGCUGAAAUGUAAAAGACAAAGCAGAUCUUAGCUGUUGGAGAGAUGAUGAAUGUAUUUCUCCUUUCUGAAACACCGCAAGAGGAGCACUCCCAAGAGGCUUGCUAUCAUCUCAAAGAUGAAGAGAGACUCUGGGUAUUCCACCAUGGCUGCACAUCGGGAGCAGGUAAAGACUCCAAGUCCAUCAUUUAAUGAAAGUAUUGAGCAGGUGCCUUGGAAAGCUGGAUGAGCUGAGCAACCUCCUGAGAGAAGCGACAGACCUAUCAACUCUCUGACCACUUUAGCACAACCAGGAGAUCAUCACUCGUCACUACUGAAACAUUUUCCCAGCAUUUUUUCCCUCCCAGUGGCCUGCAGCUGUAGCACUGAGUGGUGAAAGGCCUCUUAUCAUUGCAUGCAUGGCAAGAUACCAUAAUACUCUGCAUAGCCAGGAGCUGUGCCACCUGGCUGGGCCCGGUCCUCAAAGUGGUGCUGCUUAACAAACUCUUUCCCAGCUGGUGUGCCCCAGUCUCUUUACCUUGCAGGUAGGAACUCUGACUGGCACUUCAGGUAUUUACCAAAUUGUACAAGGCCUUUAAGGACAAGAUCUUGGGCGAUCAGUGGAUCAGGGUUUGGAAACCUCUCCGCAGGAGUCGCUUGGAUGAAAAGAAACAGGGUGUUAACCCUUGGACUUGAUGAGCGAGAUUUUUUUUUAAUGUGAACUUCUCUGUCCCUGCAGUUCAUGUAAUUAUACUGUGUGGGAUUCAUUCACGUAAUCACUUCCUCACGUGCCGUAAAAGCACAGCCUCCAAACACGACAGUUUCUGUCAGAAGGCUUUUAAAAUAGCUGAAGUGCUGAACUUUGACUGCUCUCUGUCCUGCCUCAAAGCAGAGCUCUGAGGUGGAUCGGGAGUCAUUCAUUUGUGUAGAUCUUUGAGAUCUUCAGCUGGAGGAGGAUGAAGAACCAAAUACUAUUUGCUCUAACGAAGAAUUCUGACUCUCUAAAACUUGGAGUUUUUCUUUGGAAGAGAAGCUCUGGGUUGCCCUGAAGAUGUCUGCCCUUGUCCUCGGCUCAGGCCUGCUCAUAUUCACUGCCUUAAUGAACUCUGUUUCUUGGUAUGUGCAAAAGAUUUGGGAAACUUCCGGCUACUUCUGGCAAACAACAUGGCUGAAACUUUACUACCUGUUGGAGGGAAGGGAGUGGUCACUUUUCCUCUUCGGGGCUGCAUUGGUUCCUAGCCUUGCUUUCUGGUGCUUCAAUGGAAUCCUUUUGGUGGCUGAUGUAACAGGAAAGCCAACUUUCAUUACUCGGUAUCGCAUUCAGCUGGGCAAAAAUGAUCCUGUGGACACACAGAAAUUGCGACAAGCCAUCUACACAGCGCUGUUUAAUCAGUUCUUUGUCUCCUUUCCCAUGCUCGUGCCCAUGUUCUAUGUAAUGAAAUGGUGGGGCAACACCUUCAGCAAGGAAUUACCCACUUUCCAGUGGUUUCUUGUGGACCUGAGCAUCUUUACCUUAAUAGAGGAAAUCCUCUUCUAUUAUUCACACAGGCUUGUUCAUCUCCCGUUCCUGUACAAGCACAUUCACAAGAAGCACCACGAAUGGACAGCCCCCAUUGGCGUGGUCUCCAUUUAUGCUCACCCAUUAGAACACAUACUCUCCAACACGCUGCCUGUCAUGACUGGCCCGAUGCUCAUGGGGUCUCACAUGGUUUCAAUCACAGCGUGGUUCUCCCUUGCUCUUGUAACAACAAGCAUUUCACACUGUGGCUACCACCUGCCCUUCCUACCGUCGCCAGAAUUCCACGACUUCCAUCACCUCAAGUACGUCCCAGCUUCCAUUUCUCCUCCUUCCUGUGCCCUGUCACUGCUGGUAGACAGAGCUCCUUUCUGCGAGUCAAGUGAUUUUGCAUCAUUCACGUACAAGCAGAGAAACCCAUCCGGUGCACCUCAUAGCACACCAGAAUGCUGUCAGGUUUUAGAGCAGUUAAACAGAGCUUUGGUUUUCAGAUGAUUCCAGCUGCCUUCCCACACAACUGCCAUCC
Molecule: messenger RNA, 4403 nt
Organism: Numida meleagris (helmeted guineafowl)
Lineage: Eukaryota; Metazoa; Chordata; Aves; Galliformes; Numididae
Gene: FAXDC2
Product: fatty acid hydroxylase domain containing 2
Exons: 10
Coding region: 3413-4372 (319 amino acids)
Biological process (GO): sterol biosynthetic process
Molecular function (GO): C-4 methylsterol oxidase activity; iron ion binding
Source: RefSeq, a predicted model, not a curated record